This is a messenger RNA of Aspergillus ochraceoroseus IBT 24754, 1815 nucleotides long. Its product is annotated as fungal specific transcription factor domain-containing protein. The coding region runs from base 1 to 1815 and encodes 604 amino acids. Gene Ontology annotation, molecular function: DNA binding; zinc ion binding. The record is from RefSeq and is a predicted model, not a curated record. Lineage: Eukaryota; Fungi; Ascomycota; Eurotiomycetes; Eurotiales; Aspergillaceae. The transcript has 5 exons. Gene Ontology annotation, biological process: DNA-templated transcription.
AUGAUGAUUGAUCGUUUAGAGACAAAAAUAGGACGGAUGGAAGCUCGGUUACAGGAGUUAGGUUUCGAUAUAGCCAGCGAUAGAAUGGUCACUGCACCAUCCUUUCCCGAAGGACCUGAUGAUUCACAAUCCGGAACUCCUGCAUUUCCCGAAUCCGACAACACAACGGAAGACAAGGGUGAGGUCUGUUCCGAGAAUAUGCAUGCAGGCUCACAAGUGCUUCCUACAACCACAGUCCCGGACCUGGAUAGAUACGUGGCCGAGCCAAGUUUAUACGAUGAGGAAGAUCAUUCUACGAAGGAUGAUCUUGCUAACAUAUUCAUCCCUAGGUGUCUAUUGGAUAAACCGACCACUGGUGGUUUGUCUGCAUUCUCGCAUGGUGGACUGGAGUGGAUGAGCCAAAAGACCGGGUUAACUCCAAUACUACCAAUCGACGAAUAUCAAAAGCAAAUGGCCUAUGCUUCAAUACAUGGUGCCUUUCCCAGAAAGGCGUUCUACCCGCUUCCGCCAAAGGAAGAAGUAUUAUCCAUUCUGGAUGACUUCUUACAGAACUUCAACAAAAUGUGCCCUUUAUUUCAACCCGCUAAACUUGUCGCCCUCUUCCAGCAAGAUAAACUCGAUAUCAACUCUCAAAGUCCUGCAUGCUGGGCUAGUAUCAAUGUUGUACUCGCUCUAGGAACUUCGUCUCGCGUUAAGAAUUGGGAAGCGGUGCAACCAGAUUAUCAGAAAAGCUGGUUUUUUAUUAAAAACGCACUCUCAGUCCUAAACCGUCUUUGCCUUGGCCCAGCAAGUCUAUGGUCCAUCCAAGCCCUUUUGGGAAUUAUCGUUUUUCUUUUAGGAACCAUGGCUUCUGAACCUUGUAACUUGUUGAUCGCUACCGCUAUUCGUUUCUGUCAUGACCUUGGGCUAGAGAGGAUGGAUAAUGUAUCUGCGAUGAAUCCAGAAGAGUCGGAACAGCGACGAAGGGUGUUUUGGAUCGCUUAUAGCCUUGAUCGAGAUAUAUCUCUUCGCUCUGGAAAGCCUCUAGCACAGAGUGACGAUGACGUGAGUAUAGGCCUACCAACAACAUCACAUACAGACCCCCAACAAACUAUACCCACGAAAAAUACAUACGACUGCUUUGAUGCUUUUAUAGCCCAUUGUCAACUUGCCACCAUCAAAGGUCAACUAUAUAAAGCUCUUUAUUCAGCUGCAGCAGAGAAUAGACCACUUGGUGAGAUAAUGACAUCAAUUGGGAUACUAGAUGAGAAACUCGAACAUUGGAAAAGGAAACUGCCUUCGGAAUAUCAACCGGAAGCACAAAUUUGCCCGCUUCUCCCGCAAUCUCCAGCGUUCAUCAUGCUCCUCUUCCUACAUUACUCAUAUUUCAACUGCGUGAUCGCAAUUCAUCGUCUAGUUGCAAGCCGAGGAAUCAAUAUAGGAAUGGACCUACCUGGAGAAGACGGAAUAUGCCUCUCGGCUAGUCCCCCGCCCCGUUCUAGAGUAUUUAUGUCAGCAUCACUAUGCGCCGAUGCUGCGAGAGCCUCAGUGAAGCUGAUGAGAUACUUGCCAGAAGGGGAUUAUGCCGUUGUCGGGUUCCUAAUACACUACCCCAUCGUAGCGCUAAAGUCACUUUCCUCAACCAUAAUUCGUAACCCUCGAAGUGCCUCCCGGUUAACCGAUAUGAAGCUCAUUGGCCAGGUGGAGGCGUUUUUGUCGUCUCUCGCCGUGAACAUACCCAAUGAUGGCAUAAAGCAGAUCAAGACAUACUGCACAAAUUGUCGCUCGGCGGCAGAAGAUGCAAUCCAGAAAACAAUACAGUUUUGUGGCACAUGA